AAGAGUUUCUCCGUAGACAAUUGGGCCGUCACAGUGACAACACUGUGCUGCGAGUCGCUGACACGUUAACCUCAUUUAAGAGCUAACCUAAAAGUGCAGUGUUAGGGCUCUGUCAGUGUUUUGUCUCUGCAAUUUGGGGCCAUGGCAGGACUUAGGCGCACCCUGCGGACCGUCCUAAAGAACUACAACAGCCCGUGUUUUCAUGUGAAGCGGCUGCUCAACUACACGGGCCAGUGCUAUGAUGGGGACAGCGACCCGGGCCCCAUUUUCAUCAACCCAGACGUUCAGGGUAUUCUCCAGUCGCUGACGCGCGUCGAUUAUGACCGCGUGUUCAGAAAGCGGAAGCUCGGAACGAAGAAGCCCAGUGACCCGGAGUACAAGUUUAUGACCGAUGCGGAGUUGCAGGAGGCCCUGCGGGCCGCUAAGGAAAGAGCUGCGGAGCUCCUGCAGAUUCCGCCGGUGGUCAAAGUGCGAAACACCGAAGCAAAAGUGGUGUGCAAAGACCCGGAGCUGCAAGGGCUGGAAAGCAGCCGAAUGGUGUUCACGGAUAUAACUUUCGGGGUGCAGGACGAGCAGCGAAUUGUGGUGGUGAGGGAGCCGGACGGCACCCUGCGGGAGGCCGAGUGGGCGGUGAGGCAGCGCGUGAAUCAAACCUACUUCCCGGACAAGGCAAAACAAAUGCAAGUACCGCGGAUGUUUCUGGACAGCUACCUGGAAAGACUGCUGGACAAGAACGAGUACGAGUAUGUCUUGGACCGGGCGUGCGUCCAGUUCGAACCAGACGACCCCGACUAUCAGCGCCUGAUCUCCAUUGUCUAUCAGCAUCUGAAUGACCACAACAAAUUCGAGCUGUUGAGGUCGACGCGCCACUUUGGUUCAUUGACGUUCUACCUGGUGUGGAACCGGAACAUCGACAACCUGCUCCUGGAGCUGAUUCAGACGAUGCGCAUCGAGGAGGCCGAUCAGCUGCUGGCCCUGUAUUCGUUAAUCCAUCAAAAGCGCUUCGAGGGCGAAGACCCACUAGAUCGGGUGCAGAGCUACAUAGAGCAGGCGGCUGGUAAAAAGGGCUCGCUAGAACUGGCUGUGCAGGCCUACAAGGACGUGGCUGCAAGACGGGCCGUUGAGGCCCUUUGAAAAUAGUUAGUAUCUCCUCAUCACCAUUUAUAGUUAACAGGAAAGGUUGGAUUUGUUUAAUACAAAGCAGGGUUGGCUUGA
This is a messenger RNA of Dendroctonus ponderosae (mountain pine beetle), 1215 nucleotides long. RefSeq names its product 28S ribosomal protein S22, mitochondrial (gene mRpS22). The transcript is spliced from 4 exons. Bases 142 to 1134 code for a protein of 330 amino acids. Gene Ontology annotation, molecular function: structural constituent of ribosome. Lineage: Eukaryota; Metazoa; Arthropoda; Insecta; Coleoptera; Curculionidae. The record is from RefSeq and is a predicted model, not a curated record. Gene Ontology annotation, cellular component: mitochondrial small ribosomal subunit.